This is a messenger RNA of Cryphonectria parasitica EP155, 318 nucleotides long. RefSeq lists its product as uncharacterized. Lineage: Eukaryota; Fungi; Ascomycota; Sordariomycetes; Diaporthales; Cryphonectriaceae. The record is from RefSeq and is a predicted model, not a curated record. The coding region runs from base 1 to 318 and encodes 105 amino acids. The transcript has 2 exons.
AUGCAAGCAGCGUGCAAGAAGCGUUCAAAAGAGAUUCAGAGCAUUCGAGUUGCUAAGCUAGAGCAAACAGCGAGCAAGCACAGUGUGCAAGCAGCAUGCGAGAAGCGUUCAGAAGAGAUUCAGAGCAUUCGAAUCGCUAAGCUAGAGCAUACAGCGAGCAAGCAGUGUCAAGCAAGCAGUAUGCAAGCAGCGUGCGAGAAGCGUUCAGAAGAGAUUCAGAGCAUUCGAGUCGCUAAGCUAGAGCAAACAGCGAGCAAGCAGUAUGCAAGCAGCAUGCAAGAAGCAUUCAGAAGAGAUUCAGAGCAUUCAAGUCGCUAA